This is a messenger RNA of Chara braunii, 4187 nucleotides long. Lineage: Eukaryota; Viridiplantae; Streptophyta; Charophyceae; Charales; Characeae. The record is from the annotation of a GenBank genome assembly.
UCAAGGGGAGAGGAGUGGGUGAGUGAGAGUGAAAAGAGAGAAAUUGCCGUCAGUCACAGUUUCACCUCGCUCGCACGAAGGCGAACACCCGAGAGAGGGUGGGAGAGCGGAGGACGCUGAAGGCCCCAUCCCUGGCGACAAGUUCUUUCGAACCCGCCAGAGGGUUUUGGAGAGGGAGAGAUAAUUACACUGCGGGACACAAGUGUUGCCUCAUUCAUGGGAUUGCAGGAGGUGUGAGAGGAGAGAGCGGGAUCAAGAAAGAGAACGGAGAAUAUUUUGAGCAUGUAAAUGGCAGCUUGCUCAAACUGUCGCAGUCGAGGGGUCUUAAGACCCCCACAACGACUCUUUUGCUCCUGUCUUCUAUGGCAGAAAGGCUCCUCCUGUUUCCGCAUUUGCUGGAUAUCUGUUGAGCGCAAGCAUCAGGAAGACGAAUCUUAAAGAACAAAAUACUUUUAGACAGAGAAAAGAGCCCCGCCUUGGCCCAUUCGCUGUCUUUUAUUUUGCGCUCGCCGCCGGCUUGGCUGCAAGAGAUCUUCAGUUCCAUCAAAUUGCCUAAUAGUAAUAUCUGAUUCUCCCAAAUCUCCUCCUCCUUGACUUCCUGGCGGGUGGGUCGUUGAAAGGAGGAGAUCAGGAGGACGCCCGCCGCUGAUACGUGCACACCGCGUUUCAGCUCCGCUGCUGCUGGGAAGAGUAGCUUGGCGAGGGGUCUUAAGACGCCCACAACUACUCUUUUGCUCCUAUAUAUAUAUAGCUUGCGGCGAACUGAGGAGGAGAGCGAAAGGGAGGCCAGGGGGACUUUUGCGUUUCAGGCUCCGCUGCAGUGUUCUAUAUAUAGCUUGCGUUCUGAGGGGAGCGAAGGAAUGGUCGGUGUUGCCCGGGCCAGAGACAACAGGACGGAUAUGGCGGCUGAAAAUCAUCAUCAUGACGAUUCGUACGUCAGCAUUCCAACCUCUGUGGAGGAGCCAGGGACUCCGCAGUCCAUCGAUGUGAUCAAGAUGACAGUCGGCAGCGAUCCAUACGUUAACGUCGUAGGUGUCGGCUCCAAUACCGUUAUAGGAGUGGGUUGUAUAUAUGGAGGCGUGUCACGGGCCGCAUCGAGUAGCCAUUCGGAUUCGUUUCCUGUCUCUCCUGUGCUGUCUGGAUCAUUCUCUGAAGAUUGCACCCAGCCUCUCCUUGAGCAACGUUUCCCAACGUUGCCUUCUUUCUCCAGGAAUGGCGUUAAUGGGGUUAUUAACGGGGUUAAUGGGGUUAAUGGGGGGGUUGAUUGGGUUAGUGAUGUCGAUGAGCAAAUAUGCUGUGCAACAAGCUUCUUUCGGUACUUGAGGGAUGUGUUCUGCUCCAUGCUUCUGGGAUCCAAGCUGAACGUUUUGCUGCUGUUUCUACCAGUAGCGUUCUACGCGAAUGCCAAGCAAAUGGACAGAGGGUGGAUUUUCGCCUUCUCGUUGCUUCCGCUGGCUCCACUUGCAGAGCGCCUCAGCUUCAUCACUGAGCAGAUUGCCUUGUCGACAAAUCCUAUGGUGGGUGGCCUGCUGAAUGCCACUUUCAGCAAUGCCCCAGAGUUAAUCUUGAGCAUCGUUGCACUGAAGGCCGGGCUCUUUCGUGUCGUGCAGCUGUCGUUACUCGGUUCAGUGCUGGGCAACAUGUUACUUUGUCUGGGGUCUGCAUUCUUUGCCGGCGGAAUCAUGCACAAGGAACAGAAAUUCAAUGGAACCGCAUGCAUGACAAACACAGGGUUGUUGAUGCUAGGUGCCUUGAGCACAUUGUUUCCCCAUGUGUUGCACGCAACGCACACGGAAGCGGAGAUGGACGUCUCGGAACUUCAGCUGUCUCGAGUAUGUGCGGUGGUCAUGCUUAUUGGGUACCUCAGCUACAUCACCUUUCAGCUCAUCACCCAUGUCGACCUCUAUAACGAUGAAGAGGACGGGGAGGAAGCGACCAUUGGUCUGUGGGGCUCUCUUCCCUGGCUGGCGCUGAUCACAGGAUGCAUAUCUGUCCUGUCCGACCUCCUGGUUGACACAAUGGCGGCUGCGGCGAAGUCGUGGGGAGUUCCCGCCGCAUACUUGUGCGUAAUUCUCUUGCCAAUCUUCAAUAAUGUGGCAGAGCAUGGGUCUGCUGUACUGUUUGGGGUGAAGAACAAGCUUGACUUGGCGCUUGGAAUUGCGGUUGGCUCAUCGAUUCAGAUCUGGAUGUUCUUGAUGCCAUUGUGUGUUGUGGCGGGUUGGAUCUGCGGUAAGCCGAUGGAUCUUAACUUCCACAACUUUGAGUCUACAAUCUUAUUUGCGGUCAUACUCGUGUGUGCGAUUAUGCUCAGUGACGGCAAGUCCAAUUGGCUGAAAGGUCUUGUCCUCAUCCUCUGCUACAGCAUCGUUGCCGCUGCGUUCUUUUUCCACACAGACAAGUAUCUGAUCACUAAGCCAAUCCAUGUGGGUCUACUUGGUCAGCUGAAGCUCGAUCUGUGAGCUUAGAGCCUGCCUUCAUCGUUUCUCGCCUUCUGCUGCAAAGUGCGUGUGCACUGAACUUAACUUGGGACAAGCUUCUUUCUUUGUUGUCGUCCGCGUCAAAGUGGACGAACUUGGGGAGAGCCUUCGUCGUUCCUCAUCUUUCGCUGCAAAGUGAGUAAUUUCGGGAGAAGCUUCUUCCUUUCUCGUCUCCCGCUUCUUCCUUUCUCGCCUUCUGCUGCAAAGCGGGUGAACUUAACUUGGGACAAGCUUCUUUCUUUGUUGUCGACCGCGCCAAAGUGGACGAACUUGGGAAGAGCCUUCGUCGUUCCUCCUCUUUCGCCGCAAAGUGAGUGAUUUCGGGAGAAGCUUUUUCCUUUCUCGUCUCCUGCUGCUUGUAGUAUUCGGAUGCGAAAUGGACAAGGGUACAUUUCGUUGGCCAGGAGGGGGGGGGUUGCUGCCAAGUGUUGUGCUGCUCCCUCUCACAGCUGGGCUUUGAUGAAGGGGAAGCUAGAGUGCUGUUGUAAAGAAGGACAGGGAAAGUAGAAGCCAUGAGGGUAUAGGAGAAGAGACAGUAGACACUACGAUGGGGGGGUUUCUAUUUUUAGCAUGCAGAACACGAUCGCUGUUGCCUCGGCUCUCGGCUAUUUUUUCUGUACUGUACAAUGAGUGGUAGUUUGGCUUUUUUUUCUGUACUUUUGGUGCUUACAAGGAGAUGGCUCUUCGAUGGAAAUAGGACUUGGCUUGCAGAUGCCCGUGCCGGAUAUUCCAGAAGCUUCUCGAAAGGAUCGAUCACUCACAGAGAGAAUGUGGUGACUUGCUGGCAUAUAUCAACACCCUUUUAUGAGAUCCAGAGAGCAGUGGGCUUCAAGGUAUCCUAGAAAGCCAGCCUUAGGAGAGAGGAAGUAAGUUCCCCUCAGCACGAGGUUACAUGUCGCGUGCCCGAGUGCAUUGUGCUAAGCAAUUGCCGCAAAAUUCAUGUGAAUGGUGUCUUUUUAAAUGGCAGAGUAACGGGAUCUCUGAGGCUGUCAAUCCCAACAAACACGGAUGUUCGCUUCUUCUUCCUUCCACUGCUUCGCACAGGAUGUCGUUGCUCGAAGCAACGAUGCUAGUUGCUCCAGCCAUCGAUCCUUUCCCUGUUGCUUUGCACGGGACGUCGUCGCUCGAAGCAAGCGAUGUUUUCUUUCUCCUACUUUUUGGUUGCCCUGGGCAUGUUCUGCAGCCCCAGUUUUGCACCAAGUGUAGUAGCCCGACAACGUACUCGAGACUCGUCUUCAGGGUUACGGUUAUGGUCUAUCGUUUCAAGUUGUCGAGGGAACGCACCUGCUAACAAGGACUGCUGGUUGAUUGUGGUUAGACGGGGGAGUUGAGCAGAAGAGUUGACGAAGUUGCUCGCGGCAGAUAGGCACUCGAAGGUGUGUUGCGGCUGAUAAAUGCCACCUUCACCAGAAAGAGCAGUGCACUCCCUCAGGAGUACGAGCUGUUUUGUUGACGUAACUUUCUGUUCGUUAAGGUAACAUGUUGUUCGUCGUUGUAAAUCAGAACCUGGGAGGAGUUUUCGCUGUUUGUUUUCGACUAACAAGCAGCUCGAUCCAGAUGUCGCGGCCCUCUUUGAUCACUUUUUCAUACUCUAUGGCAUGUGAGAAGAGGACUGACAAACAGACACAGAAGCGCAGAGAUGAUGGUGUGCCAUAGCAUACAACUUCUCCUCCAAGUUGCCUUACCGUUAAACAAACGGCAAGUGAGACG